Messenger RNA from Bactrocera latifrons, 7458 nucleotides. RefSeq names its product mitogen-activated protein kinase kinase kinase (gene slpr). Lineage: Eukaryota; Metazoa; Arthropoda; Insecta; Diptera; Tephritidae. The record is from RefSeq and is a predicted model, not a curated record. The transcript is spliced from 13 exons. Gene Ontology annotation, molecular function: ATP binding; protein binding; JUN kinase kinase kinase activity. The coding region runs from base 829 to 5190 and encodes 1453 amino acids. Gene Ontology annotation, biological process: protein phosphorylation.
GUGGAAGUGGAGCCGAAAAGUAGCAGUUCAGAACGAAGAUUUGCAAAUGACUUAAAUUUGCACAAAAACGCGAUAAAUUCUUAAUUAAACUAAUCGGAAACGCAACGAUUGCGUAUUAACAUAUAAAAAUAACUAAAUUUUAUAAAUUAUUGAAAUAUUAAACGACGCGAAAACGAACGAAACCAAAGUGGUGCACAUGAAUUAGUGAAAAUGUAAUUUCUCUGCUGCACGACUACGAAAAAGAAGACGACGACGAAGCAAAAAAUAAAAAGAAAAGCAAAGAUAAAAAUAAAAAUCUGUGACAAGCACUGGUGUAAAUAUCCAAAUCCUUUCGGAUUGAUGAAAACUGCAUUAACGUGGACGAAUGCGGUCUAAAUAGGACUGUUUUAUUUGUUGCAAACGAGAAAUAUUAAAUUUAUGUAUAUACAUAUAUUGCGUAUAUUGUAUAAAGGAUAGGGAAGAAGAACAGCACUAAACCAAAACGACAUAGUCGACGAAGAAGAAGAACGGAGUUGCGAAUAAAAGAUAUUUCUGCGGGCCAGACGUAAGGCGAAUUUUUUUUAUUUAUACAAAAUCGAAACUAUUGUGAAGCAUAAAAACUGUAGUGGGGAUUAGAAUAGAUGUGGAGCAAACUGACUGCGUAAACUCCAGCAGUCUGAAACAGCUUUACGGAGCUAAUUACGAAUGGCUUAUAAACGGAUGUACGGAAGACUUUCUGCACGCCCACUGUCGUCUGGCGCUAGAGGACAAUAGACACCCUCUAACGUUUGGACAACAUAUUUUUUGUUACCUUUUUUUAAUUUUGGAAAGCACCUGUUAAUCACAUAUAUGCCUGCACACUGUUUAACCAAUAACGAUCACUUGCCGCCUGAAACCAAACCAAUGCUCGCUAUCAACGAGGAUCAACACUCGGAAGCGUCACACGCACGCAACCAUAGCGAUGGCAACGGAGAAGUGCAUGCCAAUGGCAAUGCCAACGUUACCAACCAACAACAACGUCAACAAACUGCCGGCAGCAAUAACAACAGCAGCAGUGUCCACGAAACAACACAGUUACCACCUUUGCCAGACGGGCCGCUGUGGUCGGUGCUUUACGAUUACGAUGCCAAAGGCGAGGAUGAGUUGACACUGCGUCGCGGUCAGAUUGUAGUGGUGCUAUCCAUGGAUAGCAAUAUUUCGGGUGAUGAGGGCUGGUGGACGGGCAAAAUUGGCGAUAAGGUCGGCAUUUUUCCCAGUAACUUUGUGACAGACCAAGAUCCUAUGCUGCCGGACGUGCCCUCAGCUAUUGGCGACAUACAACCGCACGAAAUUGACUAUGCCGAACUCGAGGUGGGCGAGGUGAUAGGCGCCGGCGGCUUUUGCAAGGUGCAUCGCGGCUAUUACAGCGGCGAAGAGGUUGCCAUCAAGGUGGCGCCGCAAGCCGGUCCCGAUGUUGAAUCGAAUCGCGACAAUGUGCUACAAGAAGCGAAGCUAUUCUGGGUCGUUAAACACGAAAACAUAGUGGCACUGCGUGGCGUCUGCCUAAAGCCGCCCGAUUUGUGUCUUGUGAUGGAGUAUGCGCGCGGCGGCAGUUUAAACCACAUUUUGGCGCGUGGUAAGAUUCCACCCGAUGUGCUGGUUAACUGGGCAAUACAGAUAGCACGCGGCAUGAAUUAUUUGCACAACGAAGCACCCAUCUCGAUUAUACACCGUGAUCUGAAGAGUUCCAAUGUGCUCAUUUUGGAAGAAAUCUUUGCCGGCAAUCUGCACAAUAAAACACUGAAGAUCACCGAUUUCGGUUUGGCGCGAGAGCUUUACAACACAACACGCAUAUCAACGGCGGGCACAUACGCUUGGAUGCCGCCGGAAGUGAUAAAGAGUAGCACGUACUCCAAAUCAUCGGAUGUUUGGAGCUACGGUGUGCUGCUGUGGGAGCUCAUCACAGGCGAAACGCCAUACAAAGGUUUCGAUUCGUAUUCAGUCGUAUUUGGCAUUGCAGUGAAUAUGCUAACGCUGCCUAUACCGAAAACUUGCCCGGAUGCAUGGGGAAAACUCAUGAAAAGCUGCUGGGAGAAUGACCCACAUAAGCGACCGGGUUUCAGGGACAUACUAACGAAAUUGGAAGACAUUACACGUUCAGGUUUCACGCUGACGCCACAGGAAUCGUUCAACACUAUGCAAGAUGCCUGGAAGAAGGAGAUAGCCGAAGUGCUGCAAGAGUUGCGCUUGAAAGAAAAGCGUUUCCAAGCAAUCGAGGAGGAAUUGCGCACCAAAGAGGAACGCUUGAAUCGUGUUCAGAGCGAACAGGACGAACAGGCCAUGAAUCUGAAACGCUUCGCCGAGCAGUUAAAGCUGCGCGAGAUGGCUUUAAUCGGGCGCGAGCUUCAAAUUGCACAACAAACGCCCACACCGAAUCGUAGGCGUGGGAAGUUUAGCAAAGUGAAACUUAAAUUGCUUAAAAAGAACGAAGUGCAAAUUUCACUCCCAACCGACUUCCGGCACACAGUGACAGCAAUACACGACAAACCCUUGACUGAUACACCGCCUGGCUCACCAGCGAUUUCCCAAGUGCGCAUCGUGGCACUCACGCCACCGCAACUGCCCCCUGACGGCUACAAAGGCAAGACGUGGGGUCCUUCGACGGUGCACCAGCGCGAGCGUCCCCACCUGCCGGCGCUGCUUGCCACCGAAUGGUCCGGCCCAGCUUCCACCAACUCCUUGUUCAGCAAGAGUGCACCAAAUCUAGACAAGAAGGCGGUGCGACCCACUCAACUGCACUAUCUGCACCACAGCCACCUGCCGCAUCACGCACUGCGCCAGCAUUCGCCACACCAUCACCGCCAACAACAUUUGACGUCGCACCAUUCGCAUGCGCACCAUUUUGAGUAUAAAUUCGGCUCGAUGCCAUGCUCGCCUACCACACCGACCUAUGCAUCUGACGCCUGCAUCGGCUACAAUGAGUCAGGCUACAAUUCCAAAGACUGGUGCUCGCCUUUACACGCGCUGCCAGCCGCCGCUGGCGCCGGCACUUCCAUCGUGGACGCGCCGUUACCCAUUAUGUCGCCCAAUCCCUACCUGCUGAGCCGCUUUACUUCCAACAUUCCCAUGCCCACGCUGUACGCCGGCGAUGCGGUGCGCAAGCCAAAGCUUUCCGUCAUCGAAGUGCUGCUCUACAAUAUGGCCGCGCUGCUUGCCGGCGUCGCCGCUGGCUAUGACGUGCGCAUCUCGAACGUGUCACCGGUGCAUCCAAUGUUGCUUAGUGAUGUGCCCGCAUUAAAGGCACCCAUGGAAAUGGAGUUUCCAAGCGUUUUGGAUGAGCGCAGCCGCUUUGCCGCCAACACUUAUCAUGGCACUGGCAACAAGCACAAUCGUGCCACAUUGACUGCAGCCACAUUCACGCGUUUAGAGGAACAACGCACUCCUCUGCAUCCGAAUCCGCGCGGCUCGCCCAAACUGCAUGGCACUACGCCCAGCUUUUACUUCCAAAAGCAUGUGUUGCCCCCAGCCGACAGCAAGUUAGCAUUGCAACAGCAGAAGCAAACACUGCAACAUCAACAGCUGCCACUAACCGGCUCCACCACAAGCGGCUUAGGCUCCAAUUUCACCAACAAUACCUCCGCGCUGCUUUCGUCUUCAUUGGGAAGUCAUACGCAGCCUCCAACACCAUCGCCGCGUCGGAAAAUCAGCACCUCUUCAUUUACUGAGAAUCUCGAGUAUUCGCUACAAGAUGACACGCCACCAACGCGCCGUUUUGAUGACGACUUUAACGCUGGCAGUGGCAUGCCACCCUCCGCAACGCAAUAUACGCGCGCUGAUUAUUUGCGUCACGGACCGAGCUUCUCCAAUGAUGGCGGCGCUUAUGGCGCAGGCGUGCAUCGUGCUGGCUACUUCGGCUCCAACUAUUUUCCGUAUCGGCCAGAGGUGCAGUUGGCGUAUCAACGCGACUGUAAAUCGUAUCCUGACUACUCUUACGACUACAAUCACCGCCUGCCCAAUUACUACGACUACAACUACGACCCACAGCAGCCGCACCAGCAAUCAACGCCAAAGCAUCAGCAGCAACAAGCUCAGCAACACUAUCAAACGCGCACACCGCCGCCGCGCGUACCGCAAAUGGGCGUCAGCGCUGCUGGACACCGGCGCACACCAUCAACUAUCUCCAAUAGCUCUAACAUCAAUCAGGGCUUCUCUUUCGAUCAGGAUGAGCUGCAUGCGCCAGAUUUGUAUGACUACAACAAUCUCAAUUUACAACUGAACAUUAAUAUGGGCGCCGGCGGGGCGCCUGACUUUGCGCACUACCGCGAACUACCGCCACCUCCUCCUGCACCGAUUGGCGUAGUGCCACCGCCCAGCAAACAUGAGCUGUAUAAGAGCUCACCGAAGAUGGCACAGCGCUUGAAGCGCGGUGGUGCAGGCGGCAGCAUGGGUGGUGUCGACACAGGAGGCGGCUUAAAUCGCAUUCGCGACUAUGAAAAUUUACCCGCGUACAUUGGUAGCCCAUUGCACCGGACAAAGUUUCACAACACCUUGGCCCAGCAGCAACAUCUGCAGCAAUUGCAUCGCGAACGCGAGCAGCAACAUCAGUCACUCUUUAGUACACCGCAGCAUAGUCUCUACACACACACCACACACGCGCAAUCAACGCCGCUGAGUCCGGUACACAUGAAACCGUUAAGCGCGCAAGAGCGGCCAGUUUCGCUCCCUUUCGAACAGGCGACAGCGGCGCUGGGCUUCAAUGGCAGUGGUUCCAACAAACUGCGUUCGUCGCUUAAAAAAUACAACUAUAAGACGCCUAAUGGUGGCACCGCGUCUAAUACCGGUAAUGGCGCUGAAUUGGUGGGCGCCAAUAUGAGCAAUGGUCUUGCCGUAGUAAGUGGCAACGGUGUCACCAAGCGCGCCGGCAGCAUUUCUUCACAGCAGGGCACACCCACUAAUCCCACACCCCCCGAUUCGCUCACCAGCGAUGACAGCUCGUAUCUGAGUGCCAAAGAGGGCUCCAUUUCCUCGCAGCACAGCCGUGUGCGUUUCAGCCCCGAGGCGUUUCUGGACGCGAGCAGCGGCAAUGGCAGCUUUAACAAUAGCAACAGCAACAAUGGCGGCAGCAGCAGCGCUAGCGGCUAUCUCAAUCAAUCCACAAUAUCGCUUUUCAAUCGACGCAUAUCGCGACGCCACACCAGCGACAUGUCCGCCGGCACCCCACCAUCAUCCUAGCAGGGCAGCGCCGCCCGCUUCACCAAUAUAACACUGCAGUUGGCGCGCAGUCCAGGCGCUUUGGUCAGCAGUUCAUUGUCAUUGAAUUCGCCGCAGCAACAGCAGCUAUCAACGUCGGCGCAGCACUCAAUGCAGCAGCUCCCCUAUCGCUGGUAUUCUGGUGCACGAAGAUCGCGUUCAGCGCACUACGAAUAUAGGUUGUAAGCAAGCAAGUGGUGGGAGGCGAUUAAUGCUCGAAAACCAUUAUUGAAUAAGAAAAAAACAACGCAAGCGCGGUGAGCAGGAGAAAACUUGUAUGUUGCAUAAACGGACGCUUGAUGUUCCCAAUAAUCUACUGUAACAUUUUCGGUUUCCACUUUUAAAUAAAUAAUUAGGGCGUACAACCAAAGGAGAUGUACAUAGAACUUACAACUUAGCGAGUAGGCAGGUAUUAUCUUUCAGACCGUUGUAGUAUUCCAAAAUGUUAAGAACAUUGAUCUAUAUACAUUCGCAUUUAUAAGCAACACACUCCCGAUUAGCUGUUAGCAGUGCAACAUUUUCAUUUCAUAUCUUGAAAAUCACUGAAAAUGAGUAUUCAGCAAACGCUUUGUUGAUAAAAUUUUAGAAUAAUAAAUUUUUCGAACACAAUAAGAGGCUUUAAGGUCCUUCACAUACGAAUAUUUAGGGAAUAUGAAAUCGUCUUAGUAAUCAUAUUAUUAAGCAGAAAUAACUCGACUAAAACAAGAGAUGAAUUACGAAAAAGCGCGCUGAAAUUAUCCGCACCAGCAUAUUUUAUACAGACUCGAAAUUUUUCAACAAAAAAACUCCUUUAAAGUAGCUGAAUAGCUUUUGAUGUACCGGGAAAGCAAUAAAAAUAAAAAUCAAUAUUUAUUUCUUUUCAAAUUUCGCUAACUUUGUACAUUUAAAUUUGCUGAAUUGCUUUGUGAUGCCAAAUUCAGGAAAAAGUUACAACUGAGCGCGCUGAAUGAAACUAAUUUCACGGAUGAACACAUUUUAGAAUGCGAAAUUCUAUCACCCAGCUGAAUGGCGCUGAAUAAACUUUACGUUUGUUUUGAAAGCGAAUUAUUGACUAAUAAGCCAAGCCCAAAAGGCUGAAAGCGCUGAAUGAAGUAAAUUUCACGGUUGUACACAUUUUACAAUGUUUUGGUGCAAAUGCGAAAUUCUAUCACCAAGCUGAAUGGCGCUGAAUAAACUUUACGUUUGUUUUGAAAGCGCAUUAUUGACUUAUAGGACCAGCCUAAACAUCAUACGCAAAGCUUACAUACUAUAUAAUGCCCUGAAUACAUUUUAACAUAGCUGAAUAGCGCUUAACUAGGCUAAGUAGCGCCAACAGUCUGCAGAAAUCGCACCUUAAAGAUUUAUAAAAACGCAAAACAAAUGCGAUUUGCUAAUUACUCCAAGCAUGCCAAUCAUUCCCCUAAACACUUAAUUGGUUUUGCCAAACAUAUGUACAUACCUAUUUAAUAGCAAGAAUGAACUCUUAAAACGCUAAGUAUUUGUAUAUAACUACAUACAAACAUGUAAGCAAUCAUACACAAUUCCUAUUGCCGCAUAUUUUGGAAACAAAAAGUUCUCAAAGCUUGCAAUUUAUGCAAAAAUUGUCAUUUAAAUUGAACUGCAAACUGUAAAUCGAUAAUGAAAAAUCCAUGAAAAUGCGAGAUAGUUUUGGUUGAAAACAUUUCUGAAGUAGAUUCAGGACACUAAAGAAUGACAAAAGUUGUUUUUAGAAAUGUUUUCAAUGCGAACGACGGAUAAAAAUAUUUUUUUCAAAAUCCCCUAAUGCUGUUUGCGCAUUUUCGAAAAUAUAAAAACUAAAAAUAAAUCCUUAAUCAAUGUGAAAUUGUAUUCAAUUGAUGCCUUAAUAAAAAAUUAUGGAAAAAUUAAAAACUCAAGCAAACAAAACCAAAAAAAAAAAAAACACGAAAAUCAUAAAAAUUUGUGUAUUCGAACAACAAUCAGAGGAAAAAACGGUAAAUUGAAAAGCUCUCAAAAUGUAUUAUACGAGAGAUAUUCGCUUUUGAAUUACCAUAAUAAGAAUUUGUAAGUUUCUUCUUCAUCUCUAUACACGGACGGAGAGUUAGGUGCAUAACUUUAAGGCUGAUGUUAUUUCAUAAGUGUAGAGUAUGUAGGCAUUACCGUUAUACAUGUGGUACAUACGUACAUAAAUAAUCGACAGGAAAAGCAAAAUGAAGAAGUACUAUGUUUAUGGAUUCAUAUUUAAAAGUUCAAGUUAAAAAAGGAACAAACAAUUACAUAAUAAAAAUAAUA